Molecule: messenger RNA, 3403 nt
Organism: Dendroctonus ponderosae (mountain pine beetle)
Lineage: Eukaryota; Metazoa; Arthropoda; Insecta; Coleoptera; Curculionidae
Gene: crm
Product: protein cramped
Exons: 13
Coding region: 203-2875 (890 amino acids)
Biological process (GO): pattern specification process
Cellular component (GO): nucleus
Molecular function (GO): chromatin binding
Source: RefSeq, a predicted model, not a curated record
AAUGAUUUAUUAUCCUCCUCCUUCAACAAUAAUAAUAGUUCGGAACUGGCAAAAGUGAUCAAAAAUGUUAAAAGAAAUCGGUGAUUUUGAGGGAGGUUUUACGGUUUUUCGGUCGAAACUGAGGGUUUGGUGAGUGAAAAGAAUGAGGGUCCAGUUUUUGUUCGGAAUUAACUGUUGCUGAGUGAUAAAUCGCCGGUUCUUGAUGCCGCUGCAACGCCAGAAUCCACACCACAUAAUGGAAGUGGACGAGGCAAAUGAGGAAAAUCCGAAAGCUGGAAAAGAGCCUCUGACUGGCCCCUUAACUGGGGAGGUUCUUUUGGGUUCGAUCACCACAAACACAGUGGUCAAGGAGGAGAAAGGCGUCCAGAUCCGAUCAAGUGCCAGAGUUUUCAAGAAGAUGAAGCUGGAACAGGAGCAUGAUAAAAAGAAUGAAGAUAUCAAUAGCGUUGAUGCUGGUUUAACAUCUCCCAACGCAGAUCAGCAUCAGAGUGGGCUCUUUCCUAUGGAAAAUGAAGGGAAAGGCCAACCGAUCAGGUGCAGCACAAGAGUGGUUAAGAAGGUGGUUAAACAAGAACCUGCCACGAUUGCAGAAUCGAAGCCUAAGAAAGAAGAACCGAAACCGGACAUCAAAAAAGAGCUGCGAAAAUGGAAUUACCGAGACCGGGUAAUGUUCUUUGAGGCUGUGAACGAAUUCGGCAAAGACUUUGAAAGCAUCCAGCAGUACAUCAACGCAAAACUCAAAAAGAAGGGCGCCUCUGAGGAUCAAUUGAAAACAAAGGAUCAUGUGCGGACGUGCUUUAUGCGAACCUUCCACGACGUCUCCAAGCACGUAAAGUUUUCCGAGAACAUCAAAAAACUUGUUCAAGAAUUGUAUGGGGUGAUAAACUAUGGAGAACUGUACAAGAAGCUUGGAGUAAUCACCGAUAAAACCUUCAUGAAACUCAGUCAGCUAAUUUACACUGGAGAAACCAUUAUUAGAGUAAAGGGCAAGAACAACAAAAUCAAAACUCCGAUGUGUCGAGCUUUGGUGAAGCUCAAUCAGCUUGACCAGAAGUAUGAAGAAGUAAAAUUGCCGAACCGAGUGACCAUUGAGCUGAGACCCAAAGACAUUGCUUCCUACAUGAGAGUGCAGUCUUUAGCUCAGAAUCCCCGACUAAAGACCACGCUGCCCAUUCAGAAACGUUUGGGAUCGCUUCUCCAAUGUCUGAGCAAAAGAUGGAAGUCUGUCGACGCCCAGAACUACGAACAAGCGGUGGUUUCCACCAAUCCAGUUACAAGCGACUGCGUACCUGCAAAGCAAGAAGUCGAUGAAAAAAUGAUGCUGGUCAAGCCUCCAUUAAGGCUGAGCCCUCCUUCUGAUGCGAAAAUCGAACUGCCCGCGAUCAACAUCAGUGAAUAUCUCACUAGGCAAACGAUUUGCUUAACUGCGUAUGAAAGCCGGUUGGGAAUCGACACGUUCAGAGAGCUUAAAACGCAAAUUCCCAAAAAGAAAAAGUCCAAGUUAGAUAUAGAGCUUAAGGUUGAGCCGGGCGUUGAUUGUAAAGUUGCUGAAACCAGUGGAAGCGUGGUUAAAUGUGAACAAGAGAAAAUGGAAGAAAGCGAGGUAAACAGCUACGAUGAUAACGAACCAGAUGCCUCAUUGGCUGAAGCCAUUCAUGACGCUGUAAAUACCAUUCUGGCUUUGCAAACGGUCGAUCGUCCUUCGUCUGAGGCAAGUGAAAACGAGGACUUGCCAUCCAAACCUGAGAUUGCAAAGCGCGAUUCACCACCGAAGAGCGAGCCGAAAGAAGUGAGCGAAGAAGACCUGGAACACAUUGAUAAUAUAAAAAAGGGAUGGACGGAGGCCACCAGUGAGAGCUUGAUGAUCGGGGAAAUUUAUCUCAUGUAUGGAUCUGAUGGAAAACUGAUUCUGGAAUAUGGUUGGGAUGGCGAUAGCAAAGAGAAUGCGAACAGGCAAGAGAAGAAGGUUGCAGCAAAUUUUCUGGAAAUGUGGAAUGACUCCUACGAAGAGUCCUGGGAAAUGAAGCAGCGGAACUUGACGUCGGCCCUUUCAAAGCUCCUGUCUUUAGCUAAGCUGCAUUAUAGACCCAACAGUGCCAAGUGCGCUUGUGGGCAUGUUUGCAACGACAAAUCCAUGAAAACUUCCACUAUCGGAGGCCCGCGGCCAAACAAACGAAACAGUUCGGCGCUGGAUAACAAUUUGAGAUCCAGUUCAAUGCAAGUGGAUAAUGCGGCUGCUACAACUUCUAGUAUUGUGCCAAAUGGAAACGCCCACGUUUCCAGCAAUGUGUUUCGGCCCCCGACCCAUAUACUUGCCAAUAAUGUUCCGGUGCCCACCAUGCAACAACAGUUGAACUCCAUUCAAAAACUCAAGCCGAAGUUUUGCAACCGGAAAGGCCGCAGGCCGAGGCAAAAACAGCUGGUGGUCGAGCGAAAACUUCCGCUGAUGCCGAAUAACUUGAGCGGGCAUCAAAUCGUUAGAAUGAGUAUAAUCUCUCAAGAAGCGGCCGCUAUUAAAGCUGAAACUUUAGUGGACUCAGCAGAAAUUGGUGGGCAAGAAGAAAUCACGGAUCCCGAUGAAGAAAACAGCGUUAUUUCAACAGUGCCUCCGAGUCCAUCGCGCAUUCUUAAGGAGGGCGAAAGUGAGUGGAUCAAUGCGGAUGUAGCGGAUUACUCCCUAAGCAGCCUACUGGGCCACUUGGAAAGCCCAGUUAAGGGGACUUCGGCUCUUGGGGCUUUAAAUACGAACAUGGCAAGCGAUUUGUCAAAUGAAAUGGAUGCACAACUCCAAUCACUCAUGACUGAGAAUAGUAUGGAUUUUGCAGCUAGUUUUGCAGAUUUGGCCGCUAGCGUUGCUAACGACCGGAAAUUUUAGAAAAAGGGCAAGUAAUGGCUUUUUAUUUAUUGCGGCAGACUGUCCGUUUUUAUCACUUUAACUUUCAUUAACUACGGCUAGUAGUUUAAAUGAUUUUAAAUUUUACUUAACGUUUCUGUAUAUACAUGGAAAUAAAGGCAGUGAGACUGCACGGAGGAUGCUUACGUGUUGGUUGGGUGUAGAUGUUAAGAAGUUCAAUUAGGACUUACUUCAGUUUAGAGAAGCUUUAAUAUAUCUCAUCCUUUGCUACUACUGCGCUACUAGUUUAGGCAAUAAAAUAAUCUGCAUACAUAUUUUAAUUGUAUCUGUGAUUUUAGUAGUUUUAACUCAUUUUUGACUAGAUCUUAUUGACAAAGUUUUAGAUGUAUUGUAACUGUUUCCUAAUCGUUUUUUAAACCCUUCCCUUAAUAUGAGCGUUUUGAUCGAUUCAAUUUUAUGAACUAACAGAAAAUACGAUUUUUUUGCAUUUAUCUCGAUUAGGAGCAGAAAUGUUCAAUGCAAUAAUAGAAAUAAAUAUCAAUUAGUAAA